AUGUAUCACACAAGAUAUCUAUUCAAUUUCAUUUUCUUAAAUUUGGUUGUUGCUACGCCUCAAAUCAAUCUUCAUUAUACAGAUUGGGUAAGUGAAAGUAAGAAUCAUCCUGUAUUACAGCACGACUGUUUGCAUGUUGCUGCUUCUAUUGAUGAAACAAAUGUUAAUCGUGAAAUUAUAUCUUAUUGUAUGAAUGAUGAUUGGCUAUUGAAAUUUCAUAUUGAGAGUAAUGAUGUCUUUCCAAAGUUUACUUUUGCUGAACUUGCGAAACGAAAUAUUACUAGUCAACAAUUAUACCUGUGGUCAGCACCAAUAGAUGUUGCUGAACGUUAUGAAUUCUAUUUAAACCAAUUAUCAACAUUGAAUGAUAUAUUUCUGGAAACUCAAGUAUUUUAUAAUUGUACAUUACCAAGAUUUGGUUCUAUGUGUCAAUAUGAAAUUACUUAUUAUAAUCGAAAUCAUUUAUCUUUAGAUGAUAUUAUUCAUGAUUAUUAUCGUACAUAUGAAUAUAAUCCUAAUAAGUUUACCUGUUAUACUCAUUUACAAUGUAAUCGUGGUCCUUUUCCAGCAUGUUUAGAUUGGAGUGAAAUUUGUAAUGGACAGGUCGACUGUCUCGAUGGCGAAUUUGAUGAAGAACAUUGUUGGCAACUUGAAAUAAAUGAAUGUAAUGAUAAUGAAUAUCGAUGUACUAAUGGACAAUGUAUACCACAGUCAUUUUUUCGAGAUGAUCGUAACACUCCUGAUUGUCUUGAUGGUUCUGACGAAAUUUCAUUGAGCUUUGAACACAGUUACAAAUGUAAUAUAGUAACUGGCACGUAUCUACAUCAAUCGCUUGUUAGAAAUGAUAUCUGCGAGUGCAAACUUGAAGACCAACAUUGGUGUGAAGAUGAAGAUUUACAUAUAAACUAUGCCAGAAAGAAUAUUUCAUUUCAAACUAUUUGUGAUGGAUUUACUGAACUCAUUCCAAUAACUAUCGAAGGACAAAAUGAAACAGAUGAAACAGAAUGUGAACAAUGGUCAUGUAAAAACAUUUAUACUCCUUGUGAUGGUUUAUGGAAUUGUCCACAUGGUGAAGAUGAAGUUGGUUGUGAUUUAUCUUCAUCAUUAAAUUGUUCUUCAGAUUGUCACAAAUGUGUUUCACCUGAUACCAAUGAACUUAUUUGUCUUCCUGUUAAGCAAGCAAAUGAUGGCAAGAUCGAUUGUCUUGGUGCCACUGACGAACCAACAUUAUGUCAAGAAAAGUAUCAAGUAAAAUUUUACGAUAAUUUUUACUGUAUAAACUCAAGUCCUUACAAAUGUAUUGGUUAUCAAAGUCUAUGUGACAAUGGUGCAUUUUGUGAUCAUGGAGAUGAUGAAAAAUUUUGUGUGCAAAAUCGAACAGAUAUUUCCAUAGUGGAUAAUAUUUGUCAUUCGUCUUAUUUAUCGAUUCGUUCUGAAGUUGAACAGUUUUUAUGUCACGAAACAAAAUACAAGGUAAAACAACAAAGAAAAUAUUUUUCAUUAGAUGAAAUGAGCAAACCCGUCGAAGAUCAAACUAAGAAUAUAAUAAAACCCAUAUUUUCAAAUUUACCUCGCAUGGAAAUGCCUCAUCAACAUGAACUUCGAUGUCAUCGUGGUUUUGAUUUACGUAUCUGGUUAAACAAUGAAAAGAACUUAACAACAAAUGCAUGUCUUUGUCCGCCUAGUUUUUAUGGUAAUAUGUGUCAAUAUCAAAAUCAACGAGUGAGUUUAACCAUUAAAUUUCAAGUAGUAUCAGACUCUUGGUCAACAUUAUUUGCCAUAAUUAUUUCACUUAUCGAUGAUAGUGAAGAAAGAACUAUUCAUUCAUAUGAACAAUUUACUUAUUUGGCAACAAGAGAUUGUAAAAUUAAAUUUAAUAUUUAUCUGCUCUACUCAACUCGACCAAAAAAUGAAAGUAAAAAUUAUGCUAUACAAAUUGAUAUUUACGAAAAAAUUUCAUUAAUUUAUCGAGGAAGUUUAUUGUUUCCAAUCAUAUUUCCAUUUUUACCUGUUCAUCGUUUGGUAUAUAUAGUAGACAUUCCACGAAUUAAUGAAGACAUUCAAAGUUGUUCAAAUUCUCAAUGUAUUCGUGGAAAAUGUGUGAAAUAUUCAAAUAAUCCAAAAAAUGGUAGCUUUUGCCAAUGUAAACCAGGAUGGUCUGGACGGUAUUGUACUAUUCAACAUACUUGCACGUGUUCAUCUGAUUCAAUAUGUAUUGACGUCUUAGCUAAUAAUCGAUCUGUAUGUGUUUGUCCUAUUAAUAAAUUUGGUGAUCGAUGUCUUCUUGUCAAUACAAUUUGCCAAAUGGAUAAAAAUUUCACAUGUCAACAUGGUGGUCAAUGUAUUCCUGCUGAUGAAUAUAUGAUAUCGGCUAGAAAAUUCAUAUGCAUUUGUCCAAAAGGUUAUAUUGGUGAUCGAUGUGAAAUAGUUGAUAACAAAAUAAUUCUAUCAUUUCAAAAAAGUAUUGUUUUAUCUCAAUCAAUAUUCAUUCAUUUUAUUCAAGUGAUUAAUAAUAGUGCACCGAUGAGAACAACAACUUUUCGAACAAUUCCUCUUACAAAAAGUUCACUUGUAGUUUAUUGGUCACAACCAUUUCAUCUUGUUUUUAUUGAACUUUUAAAUAAAAUUUAUUAUUUAGCUGUUAUUCAAAAAACUUAUGAACGAUCAACAAUAAUUAAUAAAAUGAUAAAUCCAACAGAUCGUUGUCAACAUAUAAAUGAGUUAUUUAAUGGAACAUUUGUUCAGAUGCAUGUUCUUCGUCGCAUCAAAUAUUAUCAUUUACCAUGUCGAAACUAUUCAUCAAAUCUUUCAUGUUUUUAUGAUGAUCUUCAUAUUUGUUUAUGUUAUGAUUAUGGAAACCAACGUCUAGCAAAUUGUUUUGACUUUAAUCAUAAUAUGAAAUUUGAUUGUUUAGGACAAAGUGUCUGUGAAAAUGCAGGUGAAUGUUUUCAAGACACUUCAGACUGUCCACAAAGAUCAAUGUGUAUUUGUCCAGCAUGUUUUUAUGGAACACGAUGUCAAUUUAGUUCAAGUGGAUUUGGUUUAUCCCUUGAUUCUAUCUUAGCCUAUCAUAUUCAACCACAUAUUAAUCUUAUACAUCAACCAAAUAUUGUAAAGAUCUGUUUCGCAUUGACUACAAUCUUGAUGGUAGCAGGAUUUAUCAAUGGAACUUUAGCUUUGAUUACAUUCAACAAUAAAAUUAUAUGCGAAGUUGGUUGUGGCUUAUAUUUACUAGGUUCAUCAAUUACUACUUUACUUAUAACAAUUCUAUUUGGAUUGAAAUUUUGGAUACUUGUUCUUGCACAAAUGGCAAUUAUAUCUAAUCGAUUAUUUUUACAAAUUCAAUGUAUAUCUCUCGAUUUUCUUUUACGGAUUUGUCUUAAUAUGGAUCAAUGGUUAAAUGCAUGUGUGGCUAUAGAACGAGCAAUUACAAUAAUAAAAGCUACUCAUUUUCAUAAGGACAAAAGUAGAAAACUAGCGAAAUUAGCGAUUGCUAUUCUUCUGAUUGUUAUCAUUGGCACUUCUAUUUAUGAUCCUUUUUAUCGACGUUUAAUUGAUGAAGAAAAUGAAGAUGAUAAACGAGUAUGGUGUAUUGUUACUUACCCAUCAAGUUUACAAAUAUUCAAUUCUAUUAUUCAUACUUUUCAUUUUUUGACUCCAUUUGUCAUUAAUCUAAUAUCAGCUGUUAUUCUCAUAGCAAAAAAAUCUCGUCAAAGAUCAAAUCUUCAAAUUAACCGAAGCUUUAAAGAACUAUUAAAAGAGCAAAUUCGUCAACACAAACAUUUAUUUACUGCUCCUGUUGCAUUAGUUAUUCUUGCAUUACCACGGUUAAUCCUUUUAUUUAUAUCAAAAUGUAUGAAAUCAACAAAUGAUGCAUGGUUAUUUCUUGUUGGAUAUCUUAUUUCAUUUAUUCCACCUAUGCUUACAUUUCUGGUGUUUGUAUUACCAUCCAAAUUUUACAAAAAGCAACUUCACAAAUCUCUCGUCGCUUAUCGAACUAAAAUACAACGACGUUUAAAUCUUGCUUUUGUUAAAUCAAUUCAACAUUUUUCUCAAUAUCGUUAA
Molecule: messenger RNA, 4065 nt
Organism: Rotaria sp. Silwood1
Lineage: Eukaryota; Metazoa; Rotifera; Eurotatoria; Philodinida; Philodinidae
Source: the annotation of a GenBank genome assembly